This is a messenger RNA of Kogia breviceps (pygmy sperm whale), 2046 nucleotides long. It is a transcript of the gene LMOD1, whose product is annotated as leiomodin 1. Gene Ontology annotation, cellular component: cytoskeleton; striated muscle thin filament; myofibril. Gene Ontology annotation, molecular function: tropomyosin binding; actin binding. NCBI's taxonomy places the organism in Eukaryota, Metazoa, Chordata, Mammalia, Artiodactyla, Physeteridae. The record is from RefSeq and is a predicted model, not a curated record. Gene Ontology annotation, biological process: muscle contraction; actin filament organization; pointed-end actin filament capping.
UGGCCUCUCCUUUCAGGGCCGGGCCGUCAUGGGGCCUUAUUGGCUGCUGGCUGGACCAGACCGGGUCCACUAGCCCUGGGCUUGGGGAGGCUGCGACUCCCAGUGCACACUUGGGCACCUGCAGCAGGCAGGGCAGGGGAGCCGAGGUCCGCGACCAGCUGGGGGUCUGCUCCAUCCAGAUCAGCUCGCACCCCGUCCCGGCCCACCAGGACCUCCCCGCAGCCCUCGCAAGAGCAGCGGUCCACUUUGCCAAGAUGUCCAAGGUAGCCAAGUAUCGCCGGCAGGUGAGCGAGGACCCCGACAUCGACAGCCUGCUGUCCACCCUGUCUCCUGAGGAGAUGGCGGAGCUGGAGAAGGAGCUGGACGUGGUGGACCCAGAUGGGAGCGUCCCCGUGGGGCUGCGCCAGAGGAACCAGACAGAGAAGCCGUCCACGGGCGCGUACAACCGGGAAGCCAUGCUCAACUUCUGUGAAAAGGAGACCAAGAAACUUAUCCGGAGGGAGAUGUCCAUGGAUGAGGGCAAGCAAGUGGAGACCAAGACAGAUGCCAAGAAGGGAGAGGAAAGGGGCAGAGAUGCCAGCAAAAAGCCCCUGGGCCCCAGACGGGACUCAGACCUGGGGAAGGAGCCAAAGAGGGGCGGUUUGAAGAAAAGCUUCUCAAGAGACAAGGACGAAGCUGAAUGCAAAGGCGCAGAGAGGCCCAAGGAGGAGAAGCUCGUCAGGGGCCUCGAGAAGGGCCGGGUCAGGGCCGCGGUGGACAGGAAGGAGGCCGGGAAGGAGGGGCGGGCGCUCGAGGGGACGGCAGCCCCCGGGAAGGACGAGGAGAAGCAGGGGGGUGUGAGCGGAGACAAGGGGAAGAAGGGAGAGGAGAAAAAGGAAGCAAGCCAGAGAGAGGAGGCCGAGAAGGUGAGGGGGCAGAGGAAGGGCCCGGACGCCCGGACGGAGGGCCAGGAGGUGGAGAGAGGGAGCAGGGACAGGGGUGCCAGGCCGGAGGACGAGAAGGCCAGAAAGGAGGAGCCCCGCCGUGCAAAAGCCCCCUGCGAAGAGAGCAAGGGCCCGGCGGCGCCAGAGAGAUCGGCCCCCGGAGCCCCGGCCCAGCCCGCCGACGGGCCCGGCCAGGCCGAGGAGGAGGCGGCCCCCAGCGUCUUUGACGAGCCGCUGGAGAGGGUGAAGAGCAACGACCCGGAGGUGACCGAGCUCAACGUGAACAAUUCGGACUGCAUCACCACCGAGAUCCUGGUGCGCUUCGCCGAGGCGCUGGAGUUCAACACGGCCGUCAAGGUCUUCGCCUUGGCCAACACGCGGGCGGACGACCACGUGGCGUUCGCCAUCGCCAUCAUGCUCAAGGCCAACAAGACCAUCACCAGCCUGAACCUGGACUCCAACCACAUCACCAGCAAGGGCAUCCUGGCCAUCUUCCGGGCCCUCCUGCAGAACAGCUCGCUGACCGAGCUCCGCUUCCACAACCAGCGCCACAUCUGCGGCGGCAAGGCCGAGAUGGAGAUGGCCAAGCUGCUCCGGGAGAACACCACGCUGCUCAAGCUGGGCUACCACUUCGAGCUGGCCGGGCCUCGCAUGACCGUCACCAACCUGCUCAGCCGCAACAUGGACCGGCAGCGGCAGAAGCGGCUGCAAGGGCGGCGCGCGCGGGAGGCCCGCGCGGGGGAGGCGCUGCCGGAGGAGCCCCGGGCCGGGAGGCCCUCCCCGCGGCCGCCGCCCAGCGCCGCCCCCAAGAGCUCCCCGGGGCAGGGGGGCGCCCCGGCCGCGCCGCCCCCCCCGCCGCCCCUCACGGAGACCCCGAAGAGCUCGCUCUCGCCGGCCACCCAGCGGAAGCUGGGCGACAGGGGCCUCCCCGCCCAGGAGAACUCCCGGGACCAGCUGCUGGCCGCCAUCCGCUCCAGCAACCUCAAGCAGCUCAAGAAGGUGGAGGUGCCCAAGCUGCUGCAGUAGGACCGGGCUGCAGGCGCCACCCGCGACGCCGCGCCUGCCCAGGCCCCGCUUCCCAGGGCCGCACAGACCCCGCCCACCACGCCGGCUGACCUGCUCU